AUGACCUACUCUCUGGCGGACCGCGCAGCGGCAGAGGGAUGCCCUAUGGUGGAGGUGAGGAGAGUGGCCCUCAAUGAUGGGUCGCACGCGUCACUCAUUCUGGAGAACGGCCGCAUCUCCAAGCUGGUGUCGCCCAGCGGGGAAGUGGCCCGGCUGCAGUGGGAGGAAGACAAGCCUUCUCCCAGGCAGUCUGCCAGCUUCAUGGGCCCCGUAGCAGAAAAUGUGGCGAGGUGGGGCGCACCAAAGAUGCAAGACAAGGAGUUGUUUGUGUCUGCGCGCCAAUUCUGGGCGUCCCUGCCAGAGGCUCCAAAAGGGUCGCGCAAGGCUAAGAGCCCUGCAGAAGGCCGCAGCAGCGUGAUGGGCUGCAGCACAGCAGGUGCCAGUGACACUAGUGAGGUCACAUCGCCUUCUCCCAAGGUCUCUUCUGAGGCCAAGGCUUCGGUAGCUUGCACCACAGACCCUUCCCGGCCUGCAGCUGCCAGCACAGCCAACAUUGACUCAGGCAGCAGCGGCAGUGACCUUGAGGGUGCCCUGUCACGCGGCCCAGCAGACCAGUCCCAGCAGUGCUGCGCAGCAGAUUUUCAGCCAAGCACCAGCGAGGCAGGGCUGAGUGCUGAGCAAGACACCAGCCAGCUGGCCAGUGACGAGGCACCUUGUGCGUUAGAAGCAGCAGAUACACAAAGAAUCCCCGAGGACAGUUCAGCAGCGCCAGGGGCACAGGCUGACAGCUGCACAGCCUCCCAGCCGAAUGUACCGCAAUCAGAACAGCAGCGGCAGCAGCAGGAGGAAGCCAGGCCGCUUGCUGCAGCAGCUGAUGCAAGCGCUGCACCCUUGGGCACAGCUGCAGGUUUUGAGCCCAGCAAAAGCGUGGCAAAGGACACCCUGGAGAUGCUUCUGGGGGACGCGCCAAAACUGGACCUGCGCAGGAUGCGCGCUGAGGUGGCGGGCCUGCCGCAGUUUGUCAGCGCGGAGGAUCGCUAUGAGCUGGCGGCCGGCGCGCGCGUCAAGCGCAACUGCCGCGGUGCCGUGCCGCGGCGGCCGCCGGCGUCGUCCCCGGCCCCGGCUGCGCCGGCGGAUGCCGACGGCUGGCCGCCCCGCUCUGCCAUCUUUGAGCCUUCCUACGGCGAAUUUAGGCCGGCUGCUGAUCCGCCCGGCUCGCCUCCCACCGCCGCUCAGCCACAGCAGCAGCAGCAGCGGAAGCAGCAAGAGCCUGCAAGCAACGCAGCAUGCCAGAUCAGUGCAGAGGUGUCCAGCGGAGAGUCCGUCGCGAGCCCGGCGGCUGCGGGCAGCAGCGCCGGGACCUCCAGCGGGGACUCGGCCGUGGCGACGGGUCCCAGCACGCACAGCGUGACGUCCGCGGCCAGACGGCGCCACAGCCUUGCGGACAUCCGCCGCGCAAUCGCAGCCAUUCCCAGUGGCACCGCUGGUUUGCCCAAACAGCACACAGGCUUGGACCUCGCAUCGGCGCUUCUUGUCCCUGCCGCCAUCAGCACCACGGAGAAGACCCAGAAAAAGGCCAAGAACGCUGGCAAGCCGACGGUGUGGCGCAAGAUAACGGCGGCGUUCAAUGCCCGGCGCGUUCAGCCGCAAGACACGUCCGACACGGGCAGCCCGGCGGGCAGUGCGGGUGCUGCCCGGCCGGGCAGCCCCAGCAGCAGCUGCAGCAGCGGCGGCAGCUGCACCAAGCGGACCCUCGCACAGCGCCUCUUUGGAGGCCGCGGCUUCGGCCGCAGGGUCAGCGCUUGCAGCGAGUCCCACUCGCCCGUCAAAGAAACCCACCCAGCGGAUUCGCCCAUCGCAGUGCGGCCGAUGAAUGUGAAACUUGCGCCGCCUGCCGCACCUGCCUCUCCCGGCAGGGUGUGCGUGGAAGCUGCAGCGCGGCUGGAGCAGCGCGGGGUGAGUACACCGGGGGAGCAGGGGAUUGCAACGCCCACAAGCGUCAGCUCUCACAGGAGCACUCGAAGGAGAUCCUCGCACCAGGACAAGGCCCAACGCAACAGGACGGGGAUGGCGGGCCGGUGGCGGCUGGAGCCGUGCGAGGGUGCAUUGGCCGGCAUGGAAGAGGUGGAGGCGCUGUUGGACCUGCCCCUUCUGCAGCGCCUGGCCAUGCACCGCGCUGUCGAGCUGGAAAUCCUGGAGACCGACGAGGCGCUCACCAUCGUGCAGAGAGGCCCUGCCGUGGCGCACACCCAGAUGGAGUCUGCCAUGCACAGCCAGGUUCAUGACCGCAGCCUUUUGAGCAUGUCUGCAUUGUACAAAGACACAGCCAGAUCCGCGAAGACCGCCUCCAAUGCCAACAAGGACAUUCCCCUGAACGGGAGCGGGGCGCGCAUCCGGAGGCGUUCGGUGUACGCUAAGAACGGCGCCGUCGUUGAGGAGACGCGCGCAGACUCGCGCGAGGGUGUCCUGCGCUCGCAGCUCACCAUCUCCCCCGAUGGCCACCUUCACAUCAGGUCGCUGCAAGGGGACCCCUACGCGGCGGUGUUCCACAAGCGCAUCAAGAUGUCGAGCGGGGGCCACCGCAUCAAGGUGGAGCAGAAGUUCCAGCUGCUGGCGCCGGGCGUGCUGCCGGUCAAGUACCACUCCAUCUGGCACCGCAUCGAGGACGAGAACUCUGCCUCGAGCGCCAAUGCUGCAACGCAGCAGGAGACUGUCCUUUGA
Messenger RNA from Coccomyxa subellipsoidea C-169, 2661 nucleotides. RefSeq lists its product as hypothetical. The record is from RefSeq and is a predicted model, not a curated record. NCBI's taxonomy places the organism in Eukaryota, Viridiplantae, Chlorophyta, Trebouxiophyceae, Coccomyxaceae. The coding region runs from base 1 to 2661 and encodes 886 amino acids. The transcript has 10 exons.